Molecule: messenger RNA, 702 nt
Organism: Prorocentrum cordatum
Lineage: Eukaryota; Dinophyceae; Prorocentrales; Prorocentraceae
Source: the annotation of a GenBank genome assembly
AUGUCCCAGGCGGUGGCGGCGAGCUGGAUGCAGGGGCCUUCGGCGACAGUGAAACGCGGAGCAGAUGGGGCCCACGGCUCGGCGCCACCAGCCAAGCAGGGCGCCAAGGGCAGCAAGAAGAAGGAGAAGGGCGACCUGCAGGCUGCGCUGUUGAAGGUGAUCACAAAGCUGCGCCUCAACGACGCGCGCGAGAUGGCCAACCUCGCGGGGGCAGUCUACCAGACGUGGGAGACUACCGAGACCGCGAACCACUUUACGCAGAUCAUGAUCGACGCGGGGCUCAAGUACGACGAGGUCUCAAAAAACCUCAAGGAGCGCCAGCAGGCCGGCGAAGACGUCGAUUCCAGGGCAAGAGGACCGCCACACGUGCAGGUCUGGGGGGCGCUCGCCAUGAGUUUGGCGAACCAGAUAGACACCUUCCUGGACGGCAGCGAGACCUACAAAGAGAGCGAGAAGAAGGUCUUCUACGAGUACUUCCAGAAGCACCUGGCCCAGAAGCUGCCGACGGAUGUUGCCAAGCACGAGAAGAAGGGCAGGCUCACGUUCGCCUUCUCAUACGACGAGCCAGGGAGGGAGGCGCGGUCGCUGUCGAUUCAGUUUCUGAACUCGGACAAGGGCAAGGCGACGCAGCUGCGCGAGGCGGCGAGGCUCCUGGCGAUAUUCGAGAAGGGCGGUGGCAAGGACAAGGAUCAGGAUCAGUAG